This is a messenger RNA of Camellia sinensis, 975 nucleotides long. The record is from RefSeq and is a predicted model, not a curated record. NCBI's taxonomy places the organism in Eukaryota, Viridiplantae, Streptophyta, Magnoliopsida, Ericales, Theaceae.
AUGGAGCAAGCUGCAGAUGUUUACACAAAUAAAAUUUUUGAAGAAUUUCAGGAUGAGUAUGUCAAGUCCCUUGAAGUCAACAUUGAAGAAAUUGAAAAUGAUGGUAAGAGUACCGUUUAUACGGUUCUUGAUAGUGAUGGUAUAAAGGUGAGGAAAGUGAGGCAGGAGUGUGAUGAUUCGGUCACUUGCAAUUAUAGGAAGUUUGAAAUGAAGGGCAUUUUGUGUAGUCAUUGUUUGAAGAUCCUUAGAGAAAGACUCAAAUUCAAAGAGAUUCCUUCACAAUAUAUUCUGAAGAGAUGGACUAAAAAAGCAAGAUCUGAAAAUGUGAAAGAUAGGUGUGGGUAUGAUAUUCAGGUUAAUGUAAGAUUGCAUCAAACUUCACGUUAUAGGUCAUUGAUGGCAAUAUUCAGAUCCGUAGCAUGUAGAGCUUCUGAAAGUGAGGAAACAUAUAAUUUGACGGUCGAGAAAGCGGAUGAAUUAAUUGCAGACAUUGAAACCAUGUUAAGCGCAAAAUUCGAUAUGCCUUGUUUAGAUACUGUUCAACAAGAAAGCCCCCCCAACACAUGCCCUGAAAGCUUUGAAGUGGAUGGUGUAGUGGAUAAAAAUGUAGUUCAAGCAAAAGGACUCAAGAGAAGAGAGUGCACUAGCAAGGGACAAAGGCGGACAAAAGGUGGUUUGGAGCUUGCGUUGGCAAAGAAAAAUAAAACAAGUUCACAUAAUGCUUCUCAAACUUCCAUGUCUGUUACUCCUCAAACUCCUCCCAUAUUUCGGCAACCAAGUUUUCUUCAUCACAAUAUGCAUUUUUCAAUGCCAUCAAUGUAUUCCGUCCAUGGAACCUAUCAAGCAUUGCUUAACAAUGCAAGUAGUUAUCACUCGCAAGCUUCAAAUAGUCCCGCAUGUAGUCAAGUACUAUAUGGUCGUGGUUGUGGGUGUGGCCGUGGGCAUGGGGAUGUGGAUCACACGCCAACAUCUUAG